AUGGCACAGGGAUUACCACUGUUCUCUAAUUUUGUUGUUAACGAGCCUGCUGUGGACACUAGAUGGAAAAAAUGGUGUCACCGUCUAGAGAAUCUACUAAUUGGUUUGGACAUAACUAAUGAAAAGAGAAAGAGAGCCUUACUUCUACAUUAUGCCGGGGAAGAAAUUAUCCAAGGAUGUCAGUCAACAAGGUUACGCCGCAAAGCGCUGAAACAAGAUAUAACUUUGGAUGAAUUGAUUCAAGAAGCUCGUGCACUGGAAUUAUCUGACAAACAUGCUUCCGAAAUUGAACAUGGUACGGGUGAAAGUGAGAACAAGGUUACAAAAAGGAAAUUCAAACCGAAGAAAAUUACACCAAACAAUCGGAAUAAGCAAAAACAAAGAAAAUGUCGAAACUGUGGAUUUGAAUACACUCACAAGACAAAAUGUCCAGCGCAAGGUAAGGAAUGUUUAUACUGUCACAAGAAAAACCAUUUUGAAAGUGUGUGCCGCUCAAAAACAAUGAAAUCUAGGAAAACUAACAAUCUAAAUGAUUAUUCAUCGAGUGAUGACAGUGACCAAAGUGACAAUUAUGCAUUUGGACUAACUGUAAAUGCCAUGUCCAGGAGACCAUACGUAAGUGCUUCAGUUAAUGGACACAAUGUCAAGUUCCUAACUGACACUGCUUCUUCAGUUAAUGUACUAGAUCAAGAGACGUACAACAAAAUGAAUCCGAAACCAAAGCUUCAAAGACUAAACAUGAAAGUAUUUGCAUAUGGCACUGAUUCUCAUGUCAAACUUCUUGGAAAAUUUGUGACUACCUUUGAAACAAAACAGAAGUACACUACAGCUGAAAUUUUGGUGACAGAAAGCUAA
This is a messenger RNA of Mercenaria mercenaria, 855 nucleotides long. RefSeq lists its product as uncharacterized. The record is from RefSeq and is a predicted model, not a curated record. The transcript is spliced from 2 exons. Lineage: Eukaryota; Metazoa; Mollusca; Bivalvia; Venerida; Veneridae. The coding region runs from base 1 to 855 and encodes 284 amino acids.